GGACGACGAUAAAGACAAACAGGAAGCGAGCAGGUUGUGGCUUUUUCUGUUGAGCUGUCGCGUUACUACAGUUACUUACCAUAUUAUAUAUACUAUUAUUUUAGACACACGAACGUAAAUUAAACAUGGGGAAGCGACAGCACCAAAAAGAUAAAAUGUACAUCACAUGUACGGAGUACACAAACUUCUACGGAGGGAAGCGAGCAGAAAUCCCCCAGGCAAAUUUUAGACGGCUUCCCUUUGACCACUGCAGCUUGUCGCUUCAGCCAUUUGAGUAUCCAGUCUGUACUGAAGAAGGAAUCGUCUUUGAUCUGCUGAGCAUCGUCCCUUGGAUUAAGAAGUAUGGAACUAAUCCAGCCUCCGGAGAGAAACUGGAAGCAAAGUCCCUCAUCAAGCUGAACUUUACCAAGAACAACGAUGGAAAGUAUCACUGUCCUGUUCUGUACAACGUCUUCACAAAUAAUUCUCAUAUUGUUGCCAACAAGGUCACUGGCAAUGUGUUUUCCUAUGAGGCUGUUGAGCAGCUCAACAUUAAGACCAAGAGUUUUAAAGAUCUUUUGACAGAUGAACCCUUUACUAGAAAGGACAUCAUAACUCUUCAGGACCCCACAAACCUGGACAAAUUCAACGUUUCCAAUUUCUUCCACGUACAAAACAACUUGAAGGUGUUGGAUCCUGAUGAGGAAAAAGCCAAGCUGGACCCCGCUUAUCAUCUUAAUAGCACCAACCUCGAAACCAGGGAGACCUUAGCUGAGCUGUACAAGGACUACAAGGGGGAUCAGCUCCUGGCUUCCACCAUGAAGGAGCCUGAGACCAAGAAGACGGACAAGAUUAACGCUGCUCACUAUUCUACAGGCAGGGUUUCUGCCUCCUUUACAUCCACGGCCAUGACCCCUGCAACGACACACGAAGCAGACGCCAUCGCAGACGACACUGUGCGCUACCAGUACGUGAAGAAGAAAGGCUACGUGCGUCUCCACACAAACAAGGGGGACCUUAAUCUAGAGCUGCACUGCGACAAGGUUCCUAAAGCUGGAGAGAACUUCAUCCGCCUGUGUAAAAAAAACUACUACGAUGGGACCAUCUUCCACAGGUCCAUUCGGAAUUUUAUGAUCCAAGGAGGCGACCCCACUGGCACUGGCACAGGAGGGGAGUCCUUCUGGGGGAGACCCUUCAGGGACGAGUUCCGGCCCAACCUGUCCCACACUGGCCGUGGUAUUCUCAGCAUGGCCAACUCGGGUCCAAACACCAACAAAUCCCAGUUUUUCAUCACAUUCAGGUCGUGCACCUACCUGGACAGGAAGCACACCGUCUUUGGAAGGGUUGUUGGUGGAUUUGAGGCGCUCACAGCCAUGGAGAACGUAGAGAGCGAUCCCAAAACGGACAAACCCAAGUCUGAGAUUAAGAUCAUAGAUACAACCGUGUUCGUGGACCCGUACGAAGAGGCCGAUGCUCAGAUCGCAGCAGAGCGAGAGAAGGAGCAGCAGAAGCAGGAGGAGGAGAGGCAGCAAGCCAACGUUUCCCUGAAGAAAGCCAAGGAGGAGCAGGCGCCAAAGACCUUCAAAGACGGCGUGGGGAAAUACAUCAACCCGGUCACAAUGAAGCGUUCAGCUGCUGAUGAUGAAAGUGGACCGACCACCAGCGGAGCAGCAGCAGCAGCAGCGGUGGCGGCCAAGAAGUCCAAGGGCAAGACUGGGUUUGGAGACUUCAGCUCCUGGUGAAGCCGCACGCAGCGCUUCCUGCUCUGGUGUCAGUCAUUCUUUACGUCCGCGUUUUGCAUCGUCUUCAUUCAUCACUAGUGUCGUAGUGUCGGCAGCAUGUGGAACAAUAAAUUAAAGCUGAUUUUUUUACAUGGAA
This is a messenger RNA of Betta splendens (Siamese fighting fish), 1857 nucleotides long. It is a transcript of the gene ppil2, whose product is annotated as peptidylprolyl isomerase (cyclophilin)-like 2. NCBI's taxonomy places the organism in Eukaryota, Metazoa, Chordata, Actinopteri, Anabantiformes, Osphronemidae. Gene Ontology annotation, cellular component: catalytic step 2 spliceosome. Gene Ontology annotation, molecular function: ubiquitin-ubiquitin ligase activity; peptidyl-prolyl cis-trans isomerase activity. The transcript is spliced from 20 exons. Bases 126 to 1721 code for a protein of 531 amino acids. Gene Ontology annotation, biological process: protein polyubiquitination; protein folding; protein peptidyl-prolyl isomerization. The record is from RefSeq and is a predicted model, not a curated record.